Sphaeramia orbicularis (orbiculate cardinalfish) is the source of this 1452-nucleotide messenger RNA. RefSeq names its product solute carrier family 2 member 1c (gene slc2a1c). Gene Ontology annotation, biological process: dehydroascorbic acid transport. The record is from RefSeq and is a predicted model, not a curated record. Gene Ontology annotation, molecular function: D-glucose transmembrane transporter activity. The transcript has 10 exons. The coding region runs from base 1 to 1452 and encodes 483 amino acids. Gene Ontology annotation, cellular component: plasma membrane. NCBI's taxonomy places the organism in Eukaryota, Metazoa, Chordata, Actinopteri, Kurtiformes, Apogonidae.
AUGGCAUUCCAGGAGAGCCAUAUGACUCCCACACUCCUGACCUCCAUCCUGGCAGCAGUACUCGGCUCCCUGCAGAUCGGCUACCACACUGGGAAUGUCAACGCACCUGCCAAGAUUAUUGAGGAAUUUUUUAACCACACCUGGAGAGCCAGACACAACCAGACGCUGCCAGAUCACAGCCUAACCCUGCUGUGGUCACUCUCUGUCAGCAUUAAGGACUUUGGAGCCUUGCUUGGUUCAUUGGGAGUCAAACACCUUGCAGAUUCCUAUGGCAGGCGUAACUCUAUCCUGAUAGUGAACUGUCUGUCUGUGGUGGGAGCAUGUCUGAUGUUUGCCUCUAAAUCCAGCGAGUCAUUUGAGGUUCUCAUCCUGGGAAGGCUGGUGUUCGGUCUGUUCUGUGGACUAGUGAUGAGUCUUAAUCCACUCUACAUCCAGGAAGUAUCCCCUACCAACCUGAGAGGGGCCUUCGCUACACUCAACCAGGUCUCCUUUGCCUCAGGGAUCCUAGUGGGAAUGGUGGUUGGUUUGGAGACCGUUCUGGGCACGGAGCGUUAUUGGGCCAUGAUGCUGUCCCUGUCCCUCAUCCCUGCUCUGACACAGUACCUGGUCCUACCUUUCUGUCCCGAGAGUCCCCGAUACCUGCUCAUCAACCGGGGAGAGGCAACCAAGGCAGAGGCCUCUCUUCAGAGGCUGAGAGGCUGCACAGACAAGAUGUUUGCUGAACUGGAAGAGAUGAGGGAAGAGGCCAGUCGCACACAGGCCGGCGUCACCAUCAGCGAGUUUUUUAAGAAGCGUAGCUACAGGCAGCCAAUCAUUAUUGUGCUCAUCGUUAACCUGGGUAGCCAGUUGUCUGGAUUUAAUGCGAUCAUCAAUUAUUCCACCAGAAUGUUUCAGGCCAAGUUUGAUGAGGCCAAAUAUCUGACUCUGGGUGUGGGGGCUGUCAAUGUGGCCUUUACUUUGGUGGCUUUCUUCCUGAUGGAAAGGGCAGGAAGGAGGCGCCUGCUUCUGACUGGUUUCAUCUCCAUAGCAGUGUGCAAUUUGCUCAUGACCAUAGUUGACUCUGUCCUGCAUCUGGUCCCAGAGCUGCGGAUCCUGCAGGUCCUGCUGGUGUUCUGCCUCAUAUCAGCCUAUGAGCUCGGCCCCGGGCCCAUCUCCUGGUUUAUCGCUGCUGAGCUGUUCGACCAGCCGGGCAGACCCAUCGCUAUGGCCUUUACCAGCAUGCUCAACUGGGGAGGGAAGUUUGUUCUGGCACUCCUCUUCCCUCCGUUACUGAAAAUUUGUGGAGCGUACGUCUACCUCCUCUUCAUGACUGUGGCUCUGGUUGCCUUCACCUUCACAUGGAUACGACUUCCAGAGACUAAAGGUCGCACAUUUGAUGAUAUCGCAGAGGAGUUCAGAGGAGCAGAAGGAAUUCCUUUGCACAAUAACAUUGGAUUCAACACUUUUACUUGA